AUGGGAAAGGUGAACAACUUACCGUCGGCGCCACCGCCACCGUCGUUAUUGGCGGAUAUUAUUCAAGCGAGAAUGAAUAUAAAAAAAAAAUAUUCUGCGCUAAAAACCGGCCGUUUUGAAACCGAAUCAUUAGUAAAUAAUACACUCGGUUCUAUUAUCGAUCCUCUUAAUAAAAUACGUGACAAUAUCGGUACCCUCCGCGCGCAUUCAUCGGUGCACCAGCCGCAAAGCCCACCCACGUCACCGACCACCACACCAUCAUCCGCAGCAUCUACGUCGCGACAGUCAACACAACGAUCGUUACCGGAUGUCUAUAAAAAACAUUCCGCCGCCUCAUCAUCAUCAUCAUUAUCAUCAUCGCCGCCGCUUACUACACAAUACGAUUUGAAUGAACUACUCGGACAGUGGCCUACAGCUGGAUUAGAUAAAGUAUACGCACCUAAAAAAUCGAAAAGUGGCGAAUAUGUUUUGGGUAACAAAGAAAUUAAAUUUAUCGAUAAUGAAAUACACAUCGAAGAUGAUGAUGAUGCUAGUUUUCAUCCCAUAACGCCCGGACUUAUCGAGUUAUUAUUUGCCAAGUCCCCGGCGGCUGAAAAAUAUACACGUGAUGAUUUAAGUGUAUAUAAACGUAUUCUAAUUCAGACAUCUGCGCACAUGACCGCAGACGGUGAGCGUAUCCGCACUUCCGUAGGUGCAAAAUAUAUGAAAGUAAUUUCAAAACUGUUCAAGGACAGAAAGUCUGGUAGUGGAAUAAAUAUACGAUUGCAGAAACACAAUAUUGUAUAUUGGAACGAUCCUAACGAGCUGGUCGAUAGAUUACGAUUAUUGUAUUCGUCUCUCGCUGCCGGUAAUACGGGUGUUCGUAACGAGAUAAUAUCGAUUUGUGGAGAAUUGGUCGAGGCUGGUAUAUUGAAAAAAAUUCCGAAUGUCUAA
Messenger RNA from Macrosiphum euphorbiae (potato aphid), 933 nucleotides. The record is from the annotation of a GenBank genome assembly. NCBI's taxonomy places the organism in Eukaryota, Metazoa, Arthropoda, Insecta, Hemiptera, Aphididae.